UAAUCAAAUGCCUACUAAAUCUCUCCGCCCCCCUCUUUUUUUGGGAUUAUCUCUACCAAUGGAGCCUAAUACUGCAGUGAGUGCCUCCAACGACUGCUCCUCCAUGUCGUCAUUUCCAUGCUUUAGUAGAAGUAAAGAUAUUCAGAAUUUGCCACUCCAUUUGGUGCCAGACCGAAGUUCCAUCCAGAGACACAAGCUGAUGCUUGACAGUAUUGCGACAAGAGCAAGAGCAUUGACGGGAAACCGAGGCUGUUGGCUGGAUAAGUUCAAGGGAUCGGCUCCUGCAUGGUCAGAUGUAGAGCUGGAUUCUCUUUGGAUAGGUGUGAGGAGACAUGGAAAGGGCAACUGGGACGCCAUGUUGAGGGACCCAAGAUUGCACUUCUCAGUGUGGAGGGUAGCAAAGGACCUAGCUGAGCAGUGGGAUGAAGAGCAAUCCAAACUUUUGAGCGGCAUGCUGAUUCAGCCAGCAAGUUUCAGAAACACACAAGGUCACACACAAGGCAUCAACAGUGGUUUGUUGUCUGAAACAAGAGUGGCAGGUAAUCAAUAUGACAGUCAUGGCAUAGGAAAUUGUAUCCCUCCGAGGUCACAAGCCUUGAUGGAUGAAACUCAACUUUCUCUUGGUAAUGUAUACGUUCAGAGAGAGAGGAGUUACUCAUACGAUCUGCCAAGUCAAUACACAGUGGCAGAAAACAACAGUUCGGACAAGGUGUCUUCUGUUUUCAAUAGUGACCUAAGAAACAUGGUCCUUCAAAAGACAAGUAACAAACAACUUCAGAAGAAUAUUAGGGGUCAAAUGAAUCGUACAUAUCCAAACAGAAAACGCUUGAGAUAUCAUACAGAUGUUUCCAAUUUUAAUCAGAGUCCUUCUGACAAAUCAGGAAGUCAUGAUGGUGAAGUCGGAGCAACUUCAAAUCAUUCUUUGUUGGCAUAUCAUCCUCCAGCUGGAUCUUCUGUUAAGGGUAAUCUCCCACAUUGGCUAAGAGAAGUGAUUAGUCUCCCUCCUCCAAGGCCAACAGAGCCAGCCUUGCCUCAUCAUGAUUCACAAGUGAACCUGCUUUAUGAUGACCACCAGCAGGUUAUCCCACCUGUUUGCAGUCCUAGUGAGCUGCCAUUGCCCCAAACAAAUCCUCAUCAAGGACUGAGGAAGAAUGAAAUCAAUUGCAAGUUUGAUGGCCAUGCAACAUCUGACAUACCAUUAACCACCCUUUGCUCGAUGGGAAGCAGAUUUGGUCAUCUAUCGAUGAUGGGGUCAAGCUCUAUAAUGCCCGAGGCAGAGAAUCAAAUCUCGAAGGACAGAACUGAUUUGAACCCAGCAUGUUCAUUAUCUAUUAGUAAAACAAAAGACUUGAUUGUCAUUGGGAGUGACGCUUCUUCCGAGGAGACAAUAUCAGAUGAUAAAAGUGGUCAGCCUUAGCACCUAUUGGAAUUCGGAGAGCACUGCAGUAUCCCAGGAAUGCGGGUUUUGUAGGUAAUCCUGUUAUAAAUUAUAGAAAAUUUGUGAAAGAUCCAGAUGUCCUGUACAUAUAUACUUCUAGUGCCUAUUUAUAAGGGGAGAAAUGAUAAUUGCUUCCUAUUUUGUCA
Messenger RNA from Telopea speciosissima, 1584 nucleotides. RefSeq names its product protein CHROMATIN REMODELING 4-like. The transcript is spliced from 2 exons. The coding region runs from base 8 to 1417 and encodes 469 amino acids. The record is from RefSeq and is a predicted model, not a curated record. NCBI's taxonomy places the organism in Eukaryota, Viridiplantae, Streptophyta, Magnoliopsida, Proteales, Proteaceae.